Rhincodon typus (whale shark) is the source of this 6612-nucleotide messenger RNA. Its product is annotated as DENN domain-containing protein 1A-like. The record is from RefSeq and is a predicted model, not a curated record. The transcript is spliced from 4 exons. Bases 389 to 1786 code for a protein of 465 amino acids. Lineage: Eukaryota; Metazoa; Chordata; Chondrichthyes; Orectolobiformes; Rhincodontidae.
AGGAUGCUUCUGUUCUGAUGUUUAAGUUUCCACUUUAAUACAGCCAGAGAGAGUCCCUCCACCUCGCCCACCACCUCCAAAGACAAACAGUGCUACUUUGCCCGCACGUCCUCCAAGACCACCAGUUAAGAAACCAAGAGGUAAUGCACUGCCAGUAGAGUCUCGAAUAUCCUCCAUUUCAAGUCCAGAGCAGCCCCAACCAUAUAAAACUUUAAAGGAAUCUGAUAUAGCUGAUGGAGAGGCCUUGGCUACAGAGAAAAGGACCGGGUCAACUAUCUUUCCUAACCUCUCCGUACCAGGCAGGAAUAUAGAUGUGAAUUUAUUGGAUGACAUUUUCAGCAGUAUAAAGAUAACCUCACAACACCAGCCCCUCAGCCAAGCCAAAAGUAUGGAAGAUCUGAGGACACCUAAAGAGGAAGAAGUAGAAAGUCCAUUUGGGCAUCAGUGGAAAGUAAUGACUUCAGCUGAGAAGAGCAAGACCAUGUCAGUAGGACUGCACCAUACUCUGCCUCAUACAAAGUUACGCAGCACGGGACAAGAUGACAUGGCUCUAAGUAUCAAGUCUAUCAGUAGUUCAUCGCCUGGCAACAUUCAUUUUGAAAGUUUCUUCACUGGGAUUGAUGCUGAGGCUUUGAAGACGGACAGUUCAGUGCCUGCUUCCAAAACAAUUGCAAGUGGACAAGGCAGCAUUACAAUCCCAAGGCCUCAUGGUAGGAGGUCAACAGAAAAAGGGAUAGUGCUUCCGCCUCCAGUAGCUGUCAGUCGAGGAGUCAAACAGCCAGUAUUUCCGGAAGUUAAUCAAGUACCAACAGUAUUACGGGACAGCUCCAGACAAGAUAGAAUUGUCUCCGGCACUGGCCCAGCUUCGGAGAUGUUACAAGAAACAGUUGGAGUUGAAAAGAAACCUCAAGCACCAGACUUAAACCAAUCAUUGAAUUCAUCUCCUCAUCUAAUGUUAAGUUCAUCUGCUGUUGAAAUCCUGAAACCUAUUAAAAUCAGUGCAGAAAUGGAUAGGAGAAACGAUCUUUUAAGUCUUCUGGAUCCACUGAGUGCCAGUUCCAGUCUUGAUGGGAGCCAAUCUCCAGCUCCUAAAAGUUCAUUAACACCUGCACUGUUUUUGUCUUCACCUCCGGCUCCUAGUGGUUUCACUCCAUCAGGAACUGACCUUGGAAUAAGUGCUCCACCUGCCUCCUUACAAUUCAGCCAAACACAAGGAUAUUCAACUCCCAGCCCAGCAUCAAUCGGUCAAUUUCCACAGCCACCGUCUUAUCCAUUUUCUCAAACAAUGCCAGCAGCUCUUCAUUUUCCUCCAGGGCAGCCCUCUACAAGCCAUUUUGCUCCAACUCCAGCAUCUGCUUUUGUUUCAAGCUAUCUGCCUUCAAAUUCAGGUUUCUUCCAACCCCAAAUGCCUCACAGGAACUACUCAGCACCUUCCCUUCACCACUUGUACAGUCAGCCCCCCGCUGUCCCUCCAUCUGGUACGUUUAUUCAGAAAAGUGCAAUUUCAGCCAGCCUCGGAGGUAUAAGUUUUGCGAAAACUGCAGGAAAGGCAGGCCUAAGUGUGGCUGAUUCCAGUCUAGCGGUGGGUGGCACAACGAAAAAUGUGGCUGAGCCACCAUUAGUCCCACCAAAGCCGCCCAAAGGUCUUGAAAGAAUAUUACAAUCAUCCAAUCCUGGCAAGGCUCAAGACCCAUUUACCGAUUUGCUUAAUGCAAGUAAGAAGGAGGCAGCACCAUCACAAAGUAGAGUGGACCAGCUCAGGAAAAAAUGGGAGACCUUUGAAUAAAAAUAGCAAUUAAAAUGUUCCAAUAAUAGAGUGACAGAAGUAGAGCUUUUCUAAACUGCAGCCUUUGGGUGCCACAUGAAAAAGUAUCAGGUGUCAAGGGGUGCAUUGUAUAAAUGCUGGUUGAGUCUGGUUUCUCUAGUAAAGAAUUAUAAAGAAUGCAUAUUGUAUCAACAAAUGUUAUAGUGAGGAGCUACUACACUACAUUUCUAUGUUCAUCAAGCCAUUUAUCAUGACUUGAAUGUGAUCUGUUCUGUUUGGUGAUAAAUGUGACUUUUGCAGUAAUUUUUCUGUUAAGAAACACUCCAGCAAAAUUGCUGAAACUUGGAUUGAGGUUGCCUUGUUUUCUUGAUUCCUGAUGUUUCUUUUUGAAAACUCAAUAAUGUCAUUGAUGUUUAAGUCACUUAUAUUAAUGUACUAAUAUUGCAACUCACCAUUUCUCAUCAUUGAACCUAAACCUUUGCAUCAUGCUACAGCCAUUUAAUUCCACAACUCGUAGCUAACAGUGCAGAUAUUAUGUUUGCUACAUCUUUCUAUCGUGCUCUUGUUGAUCCUGUAAUAUUUUGAUAAUUAUAUGGGAUACCAUGCAAUGAAUGUUAUAUUUAUCUAAAUUUUAUCAAACCAUUUGAGUUUUCCUACAUCACAGAGUAAAAUCAAUGCCUCCUGAAUGCAAACUUCUUUUUGAAACUGUUAAUUACGAUAAAUUAUUGUGAAAUUAAUGUAGAUGUACGUGGAUGAAACCAAAAAGGAAGCAAAGUAAUUCCAUACAACACUAUAAUCAUGCAUUUCUCUUACAGCUCAAUGUUGCUGCUGUAAUUCAGUCUUGUUAGUAAAGUAUUUACACUGGCUUUGCUGUGGGAUAGAUGCUAUGUCUAUUGAUUGUGCCUAGGCUAAUGGAUAAUUAGAUUUGUUUUAAAAAAUUCACAGCUCCAUAUCUAAUGUACAGCUACUACUAGUGGUAUUAGUAACAAGCAACUUUGGGUAUUAGAAGCAUAGACAAGAAAUGCAUUGCAUUCCAACUGGAGCAGAGCUCUUGCAGGUGUUCUAUAGUUGGAAAUAAAUGAUGUAAGCCUGUUCUUACCACUAACUGUUCAAACAAAAAUACCAGUGCACUGGGCAAUGGGAAAUCAGAAUCUUGUGCUGAUGCAGGUCAGUAAUCUUCAAAUUAUAGUAAGUCCUUUCAAGGCACAGAAAUGAAAUUUUUGAUGUGUUAAUCAGCUUUUUAACUCAUGCAGGCUAUGAAGUGCCACAUCUUCGUUUGCAUCAAGACAGUGUUCUUUAGCUUUUUGCAAAUAAUUUUGGUGAUGAUCAGAGGAGAACACCUUUGAACUCCUUCAAAUUCUUAUAAAAAUUAUGCUGUAUCAUCGAUCUGACCAGAUUUUAGCCACUUCCAUUUACUACGGUCAAGUAUUAUUUUGUUACCAUUGUGUCAAACAGUAAAGUUGCCUGAAAGGAAAUCUAAAAGUGUAGUCUAUACCUGGAAUCUCUGUUAACUCAUUUCUGAUUAUAUUCAUAUAAAGAUAAUUUUGUUGCAGAUUGAGAAGAGAAGGUUUGUUAAUGUGCUAGAAUAGUUUUUAUUUUUCUUCCGUCCAACACUUAUAAAUUUGAAACGGCUUUUCCAGCUGCCGUUCAAGAAUCAUAUCUGACAUAUUCUGCAUUUCGUGAAUGGUACACCUAGGUGAAAAGAGAUUAAAAAUCAAAAUUUCCAAUUAAGGACAGAGUAUAUCAAAUCCAAUUUUACUUCUGUUUUACAUUUGUAUUUGUUCAGCAAGUUACAGAAACAAUGUUGAUUAGAAAUUAGAAAGGUUUCCUUAGGCCAGCAACCUACUCCUGGUAAUUUUGUUAUCUUCAAUAAUAGUCCGAGCUGAACUGAAGUUUAAAAGCCAUCAGUAAGGAACAUUACGCUUAGUUAUACUACACAUGAAUUAUAUUCUUGCAAGUAAAGUAAUUGAUCAUGAAUGCAGUCGAAUUUUCACAAGUAUCAGUUCCUAGAUUUGAUAAUAGUGACAAAUUCAGUAUUUAUAAAUUAUUGUAUAUUUACGUGUUACAAAGCAACAUUCUUGAUGUUUAUCCUUUCCCCAGUUUGAUCACAUUAGUUGAUAAUGUUUCCGAUAUUGAGUCAGUUUUCAUAUUUCCUCAGUAAAACUGGAUCUGUUGGUAUUGUUCCAUUGUCCCUUGUGUGUUCCAUUAGAACACAAUUGCCUUCAAAUGCACGCAGUUUUAUUAAGCUUGAAAAUUUAUUCUGCUCCUUGCAGUGCUCUGAGCAGGGGAUAUCCUGUGCCCAAAAGGAGGGGUCACCCAAAUCACAUUUCUUCAACAAUGUUGUACAAAAGAUAACCAUGAUGUGUACAAAUUGCAUAUUUGCUGACUUUCAUUUAGGAACAUGCGCGCACACACCCUCACAAAUGCACAAAGCCUCUCCUCAGCUGUUUAAAGGUUCAGCAAAUGUCAUUACAUUUCAUGACACAUUGUUACUCAAAUGAGUUCCAUUAAUUUAUAAGAUAAGGAUCAAAGUAGGUUUGUGAUCACUGCUACAACAUGAUACAGGUAUCGUAAAAAAGGCAUUUAAACACUUAUAUUUUCAGUAUAUUAUGUGCAUUUGCCUUUCAAAAUAAGUUAAUUUUCUGAUUUAUUGAGAUUUUAAAGGUGCACUUUUUGAAUUGAUCAUCAAACCCAAGUAUUAUCCAACUGUUAAUUUUGCUUUGCAUUUUUAAACAAUCUUCCACUAAGUACUUUCACAUGCAUUACUCAAGAAGCUUGAAACAUUAAGUGUUAUUUUUGCAAUUAAUGGUUGCCUAAUAAUACAAACAGCCAAACCUUUGUUUUAAUUUAAUUGCCAGGACUUAUGAACGAAUGAGUUGAGACUUUUGGUAGCAUGAAAUAUUAACUUUUUUUGUCCUGUUGGUAGAACAUCCAAAUGUUAAUAACUAGAAAUUAUGAUACAAAAUCACUCUAGGAUAAGCUCGCAGAUAAGUGCUCAGUGUUUCCUUUUAGUGUUUUACAUUGCAUAUUUUGCACUGGAACAUUACAUACCAAUGACAAUAAUGGAGAUAGCUUAGUUGGCAUAGAUACUCUGCAAUUGUACAUUCAGUUUGCCUUCAUAGCCAAAAUUCUUUCUCAUGUAUUAGUGCAAAAAAUAGUGAUGAAAAUGUAUUGUUUUAGGUUCAUGAAAUUACAGAAGAUUAAGGUGCUACAGUUCAAUACUAAUGCACAUUUUUAUUCAGAUUAUUGUUUAUUUCAAUCCAUGCUUAAAGUGGUUGCAUACUAAAGCAAGGAGUCAGUGUGAAAAUCUCUUCUCCAACUAAACCUAACUUUAAAAAAAAUACUAGAAGUUGAUUCUAGAUGAAUAACUGAUUUCAAGGAAUUUCUAUAAAUCCUAUAAGAUCUGAGGUACUGACACAGGUUGGAAUGCUGUAAUGAUGCAGAAUUUAGAUGUUUCAAAUAGAUUUUACAUUCUGAAUGAUGUACAAUAUACUUUUGGGGAAAUCCAGCUUAAUUUGUAAUUCAGUGUUUUGUGUGAUGUUGUAUUCAUUUCUGUUAUUUGUCACAUAAACUGUGGUGCACACACUUCCUGGGAAUUAGGAUUCCUUAUUAACUUGUGCCUCAAACAUUUGUGGAAUGUACAAUGCUUUGGUAGUCUGAAGCUGAUGUUAUAUGCAAAAUAGUCUCUAUGUUACUGAACCUGUUAGAUUUAUCCUAAGUCAGUAAUUCCUUACGUUGAUAAUAGUGAAGCCCAGGCAUUGUACAAUAUGAUGUAGGAGGCCCUAGUGUGUUUUCGAAUUCGUUAACGCUUGCACAGUGCUUUUGUAACUUGGCCAAAUAAGUUGCUGCUAAAUAAGUGUACGGAGUUUCUGAAUAUAUUGUAAAAAAUAUUUUUGUUACAGCAGUACUUGUCAGGCAUGCAGUUUUGUUCUAUGCACCUACUUCUGUUUUAAUGUAUUUGUCAGUGAUACCGUGAAUGUGUUUUAUGCAUUGAAUUUUAAAUUGUGCAGUCAAAAUCUUCAAGUUUCCCAAAAGGGUUUACUUCACAUAUUUAAUAACAGCAAAGCAGAUUUAAUAAGUGACUAUGAUGGUUUUUCCAGUGAGCUUCAAUCCAGACUGACUGCACAUAUAAGUAUAUCAUCAGUGAAUUUCUGCUGGCAUUAGCAUUAAACAAUAACUGAUAUACCUUUACUUGUAAUUGGAGUUAUAGUACAUCUAGUAUUUGUAACUGAGGCCUCAGUGACACUUUAAUCUUAACUGCUAUUAGCAGUGUUUCCUCAAGUAUUAUAGAGGGCCCAUGGUUUUCAUAUUUAAGUAUCUGUUCUUUUAUAGUUGAAGCUUACUGACACUGGUCUCAGUUGAACCUUUCAAAUAUCCAUUCAGGAACAUAAAAAUAUGCCAGGUGUUUAGUAUGACCUAUUCAAACAAAAAGUAUAAUUGACGUUAUCCCAAAACUGCAAAAGGCAGAUUUUUGAAGAAUUAGUCAGACUCCUACCCCUGAACUUCAAGAGUUCAUGAUCUAUGGCUAUUUUCCCAAAGUUGGCUGUAUGUACAGGUUUCUGCAUUUUUCUGUCCAAAGACACUGUUGAUUUCUGAAGAGAAUUCGAAUCAAAGAUUAUAUAGAUACUGGUUCACUGCACAUUUUACUACUAGUAAAAAAAAUGUAUAGCACAGAAACAGCAGGGCUGAGAUUCAGUGCAAUAAUAUUUUUGUUCUGUUAUUGGUUCUGACUCAUACGACUGUGAACAAAUGACUUUUGUAAUUAAGAUGGUGGAAUGGAAUUGUAAAGUGACAGAGUGAUGCCAUGGGACUCGAAAGUAAUAAAAGUAAUGAUUCUCCUGUGUAAA